Nycticebus coucang (slow loris) is the source of this 1600-nucleotide messenger RNA. Its product is annotated as leukocyte immunoglobulin-like receptor subfamily B member 3. The transcript is spliced from 10 exons. Gene Ontology annotation, biological process: cytokine-mediated signaling pathway. The record is from RefSeq and is a predicted model, not a curated record. The coding region runs from base 98 to 1396 and encodes 432 amino acids. Gene Ontology annotation, molecular function: inhibitory MHC class I receptor activity. NCBI's taxonomy places the organism in Eukaryota, Metazoa, Chordata, Mammalia, Primates, Lorisidae.
UGUGACAACCCAUAAGAGGGAAGCUCAAGCUUCACCCUGUCCAUACCCUGUGUGUCUGUCUAUCCUGCAGGCACUCUGGUCUCCUCCACCUAUCUAGAUGGGGGUAGUAGGAGGAAACGCCCUGACCCUCAUCCUCACAGCCCUGCUCUGCCUUGGACUGAGUCUGGGCCCCAGGAUCUAUGUGCAGGCAGGAUUCUAUGGUAAACCCACCCUCUCAGCUCUGCCAAGUCCUGUGGUGACCUCAGGAGGUUCGGUAACCCUCAAGUGUGCAUCAUGGCCAAAAUUUGACAAGUUCAUUCUGACUAAGGAAGGAGAAGAAAACCUGUCCUGGACCCGGGACUCACAGCAACACUUCUACGGGGAGUUUGAGGCCCUGUUCCCUGUGGGCCCCGUGACCCCCGGGAACAGGUGGACGUUCAGAUGCUAUGGUUAUCACAGGAACAAACCCCAGCUGCGGUCAGAACCCAGUGACCCCCUGGAGCUCCUGGUCUCAGGUGUGUCUAGGAAGCCCUCCCUCCUCGCCCCGCAGGGCCCUAUCCUGGCGCCUGGACAGAAUCUGACCCUCCAGUGUCGCUCUGAUGUUGGCUACAACAGAUUCGCACUGACCCAGGAUGAGGGACAUGUCCUCACCCAGAGCCCUGGCUGGCAGCCCCAGCCUGGGCUCUCUCAGGCCGACUUCCCCCUGGGCCCUAUGAGGGGCUCCCACGGGGGUCAGUACAGAUGCUACGGUGGAUACAACCUCUCCUCUGAGUGGUCAGCCCCCAGUGACCCCCUGGACAUCCUGAUCUCAGGACAACUCUUUCACAGAAUCUUCAUCUCGGUACAGCCAGGCCCCAUAGUGGCCUCAGGAGAGAAUGUGACCUUUGUGUGCCAGUCACACAGCCUGACAGUCACUUUUAUUCUGGCCAAGGAGGGGUCAAGCGAUCCCCCACUGCGCCUUAGAUCAAAGCUCGGAGCUGGACAGUACCAGGCUGAAUUCUCCAUUAGUCCUGUGACCUCAGCCCAUGGAGGGACCUACAGGUGCUAUGGCUCUCGCAGACGCUCCCUCUACCUGUUGUCACUGCCGAGCAACCCCUUGGAGCUCGUGGUCUCCGGAUCCUCUGUGCAGCCGAGCCCCCCACCCACAGAUCAGACCUCUAUAUCUGGCCAGAGAGAAGCUGAUCCCCCAGGCCUGCAGCAGAGGUCCAGUCCGGUUGCUCAUGUCCAGGAAGAAAGCCUCUAUGCUGCCAUGAAGGACACUCACAAGGAAGAUGGGGUGGAGCUGGAGAGUCAGGAUGUGAGCUACACCCAGCUGCACAGCUUGACCCUCAGGCAGGAGACACCUGAAAUUCCUUUGUCCCAGGAAGGAGACACUCCUGAGGAGCACAGAGUGUAUUCUGCUCUGGCCGUCCACUAGCCUUGGAGGGCCCCAGACCCCACACUGCACAGGCGGAGACUCAAAGACCAGGAAGGCCCAGGGGCUGCCCCAGUGGACACAAACUAAUGAACCCCAGCCUGGACCCCUAACAAAGACUACUAAGAGGUCCAGAGAUCCUUUGGGAGUCACCUGAUUAUGCAUCAGAGAUAAAUAAACCUCAUAUCUACAUUUUGGAAAUAAAAA